CGACUCGUUCGAGGUUGCUAAAUUAACCAGGCCAAAAAAAAAAAAAAAACACAAAACGGAAAACAAAUAAACAGAAGAAGAAGACGACGAUCAAUUUGGGUAUUUUGAUUUUUGACCACCUUAAUCAAAUGGCAAAUCAACCCACUGAAAUCCCACAAUCAAUCUACAAUUUCACCAUCAAGGAUACCAAAGGAAAUGAUGUCAAAUUAAGUGCGUAUAAGGGCAAAGUUUUGUUGAUUGUUAAUGUUGCUUCAAAAUGUGGAAUGACAAAUUCCAAUUACACUGAGCUAAAUCGAUUAUACAACAAGUACAAAGAUCAAGGUCUUGAGAUACUGGCAUUCCCAUGUAAUCAGUUCGGCGAUGAGGAGCCGGGUAGUAAUGCUGAGAUUCUUGAAUUCGUUUGCAGUCGUUUUAAGUCCGAUUUCCCUAUCUUUGAUAAGAUUGAAGUCAAUGGAGAAAAUGCUUCUCCCUUGUACCAGUUCUUAAAGUUGGGUAAAUGGGGAAUCUUUGGAGAUGAUAUCCAGUGGAAUUUUGCCAAGUUCCUUGUUGAUAAGGAUGGUCAGGUUGUUGGUAGAUAUUAUCCCACAACCUCACCUUUCAGCCUGGAGUACGAUAUAAAAAGCCUAUUGGAGAUUGCAUAAAUUGCUGCCUUGCUCAUGAAAUACGUAUAGUGCACUUUCUCCCAACAUAAGGACAUUGAUUCAUAUAGCUGAUCGAAACAUUAUAUGCCUGGACAAGGAAUGGCAGCCGAUGAAGCUGAAAUUUGCAGUAUAUCAGAAGAUGUUGUAUAGUCGUGUCAUUGAAUAUGUAGUUGGAUUAUGUCCUGAAAGCAAUGGACUGCCUAAUGUUCUUAUUGAAGUGAACAAAGAAGAAAGGUUUAUAUUUUAUGUUGUAAUGUUGUACAAAUAUGAAUAUGAUGAACCUAGUUAUAUUGGUCUGCAACUGAUAUGAAAUUCAGAAUGCUGAAAACUAGUUGAAAUUUGAAACAGUAUUGUUCACAACAAAAUGUGCAAUUAAUUGAAAAAUGAGGGUCGCAGUACUAUUUGCUCAUUUUCUCAA
This is a messenger RNA of Spinacia oleracea (spinach), 1059 nucleotides long. Its product is annotated as probable glutathione peroxidase 8. NCBI's taxonomy places the organism in Eukaryota, Viridiplantae, Streptophyta, Magnoliopsida, Caryophyllales, Amaranthaceae. Gene Ontology annotation, molecular function: peroxidase activity. The transcript is spliced from 7 exons. Gene Ontology annotation, biological process: response to oxidative stress. The coding region runs from base 129 to 641 and encodes 170 amino acids. The record is from RefSeq and is a predicted model, not a curated record.